Messenger RNA from Manihot esculenta (cassava), 969 nucleotides. Its product is annotated as receptor-like protein 33. Bases 1 to 969 code for a protein of 322 amino acids. The record is from RefSeq and is a predicted model, not a curated record. Gene Ontology annotation, molecular function: protein binding. NCBI's taxonomy places the organism in Eukaryota, Viridiplantae, Streptophyta, Magnoliopsida, Malpighiales, Euphorbiaceae. The transcript has a single exon.
AUGGCCAAUUGUACCAUGUUACAGACUCUUGAUCUCGGAGACAAUCUGAUAAAUGAUACCUUUCCAUUUUGGUUAGGUACUCUUCCUGAGUUAAGGGUUCUCGUUCUGCGAUCAAAUAAGUUCAAUGGUGCUAUAGGAAGACCUGAAAAAGCCCAGAUUGACUUCCCUAAAUUACACAUCAUUGAUCUUUCCUGCAAUAGUUUUACAGGGAAGUUACCAUCUCAACAAUUUCAGAACUGCGUUGCCAUGAAAGUUUUGGGCGCAGAGAAGUUGGCUUAUUUGCAGUCAAAUUCCAGUUUUACACGGAAAGGUUCAUUGACUUUCGAACUCUCAUAUUCAUAUGAUCACUCAAUGACAAUGUCAAACAAAGGCUCAUUGACUGAAUAUGAGAAAAUUCUUGAGUUCUUUACAGCCAUUGAUUUCUCAUGCAACAAAUUUGAAGGUGAAAUUCCUCCAGUUAUCGGGACUUUGAAAGCACUCAACCUGCUAAAUCUUUCCAACAAUGGUCUUACUGGUAAAAUACCGGCAGAGUUGGGAGAGAUGUCGUCGAUUGAGUGUUUAGACCUUUCUGGAAACAAGCUCUCGGAAGAGAUACCUGAACAGCUGACGCAGCUUACAUUUUUGGCAUUCUUGAAUUUAUCAUAUAAUCAUCUCACAGGUCGUAUACCACAAGGGAAACAAUUCAAUACCUUUGAAAAGAACUCAUUCGAGGGAAAUUCUGGGCUCUGCGGGAGACCUUUGUCGAAUUGUGGUGACGACAAUAACCAGCCACCAGAAUCAAGGAGCCAAGGCCAAGAUGAUGAAGGAUCAUUUUAUUUGACAUGGAAGAUGGUUGCAGCAGGAUAUGCAUUUGGGGUGGUGAUGGGAGGAGUGAUAGGUCAUAUUGCUUUUGAGAGGAAGAAAGAGUGGUUUAUGAAGACAUUCAGAGUGGGGCAGAAGAAAAGACGUGGUGGAAAUAGCAGGAUUUGA